Molecule: messenger RNA, 1803 nt
Organism: Hypoxylon trugodes
Lineage: Eukaryota; Fungi; Ascomycota; Sordariomycetes; Xylariales; Hypoxylaceae
Product: glycoside hydrolase family 76 protein
Exons: 1
Coding region: 455-1690 (411 amino acids)
Biological process (GO): fungal-type cell wall biogenesis; carbohydrate catabolic process
Molecular function (GO): mannan endo-1,6-alpha-mannosidase activity
Source: RefSeq, a predicted model, not a curated record
GACUUGUUGUGGCGAUUACCUAAGUAUUCAUCUGACGAUGUUGUACCUGAAAGGCGUCAGAUGCUAAAAGCAGCAGUUCCUAUUUUUUAUUACUCUUAACUGAAAAUAGAUUAGGUUGUUUGAGGAUAUUGGGGGUCGCGUUCGUUUCAUUGGCUCAGCCAUUCUUGUAUGGUAUCCCCUUGAUAAACGAAUUGUCCGAACUUCCUUUUUCUAUCCUUUGGUGGCUGAGGAUUCCUUGUUGACUCGCUACAAGGCGACAAUGAUCGACAUCCAUUCGGCGCGCGCCUGCAGGCUGCUGACAGUGUACGCCGUGAAUGAGCAACGUUGCUUCAGAAAGGGGCCCUCUCUAUAUAUUAACAUGAAGGAAUUCCAGGUAAGCUUUGGUCGGCAUUUUGUUGCUGGCAAUUCAUUCUUUUAUUUGCGGGCAUAAUAUUUCAUAUAGUCAGUCGUUAAAAUGACGAAAAUAUCCAUUAUUGCAGCGGUUGUUGGGUUUGCUUCAAUUGUUUCUGCGUUAGAUCUCAAUGUAGACGAUCAGGCUUCCAUUAAAGACAUUGCGGCCAAAGUUGCGAAGGGUCUUUAUGUUUAUCAUGACCCUAGCUCAACUGCGGGACAGUUCAAACAACCACAACCGUGGUUUUGGUGGCUUUCGGGAUCUGCAUGGAAUGGAUUGAUGGACUACACCGUUUACACGGGCGAUACCACAUACAAAGCCGAUCUCCUAGACUCUCUUUCGAAGAACCUCGGUCCCAAUUUUGACUUCGUCCCACCCGAGCAGAAGAACUACGAGGCGAAUGACGAUCAGGUUUACUGGGUAUACAAUGCGCUUACUGCUAUGGAAUAUGGCUUCGAAGCCUUACCAUGUGCAGCAUCCACAACUGGUGCCGCCGAUGAUUGCGCCAACUCUUGGCAGGCCAUCGGCACACAUGCUUUCGAAGAUUUCGUGACACGGUGGAAUAAAGAUAGCGCGACUUGCGGUGGUGGACUUAAGUGGCAAUAUACCGAGACGGCCGACGGAUAUUACUAUAAAAACUCCGUAUCCAAUGGUGGAUUCUUCCAGACUGCAGCUCGGCUUGCGCGGCACACUGGAAACCAGACUUUCGGCGACUGGGCUACCAAAGUCUGGGAUUGGUCCACGAGCGUCGGUUUUGUCAGUGCCGAUUUCCACGUUUUCGACGGUGCAGGUGACGACAAGGGCGCGAACUGUACUGGGAUAAAUCAGGACGAAUGGACCUAUAACAUCGCAACAUACCUCCACGGCGCUGCGCAUAUGUACAACUUCACUGGCGGUGAUGCGACUUGGGAGUCAAGAGUGCAAGGUCUAGUCAAGGCAGCACAGAGCAAAUUCUUCACUCCUGAUCCCAACGCGACCAACAUAAUGUUUGAGCAAAAGUGCGAACCGGACUCGUCGUGCAACAUUGACCAAACUAGCUUCAAGGCUAGUUUGUCACGUUGGCUAGGGAAGACUGCAGUCUUGGUCCCUAGCAUGAAGACGGAUAUUGAGGCCUUGCUUCAGGCAAGUGCCACGGGAGCUGCAUCAAGUUGUAGUGGUUAUGACAACUCUACAUGCGGUGUACAAUGGUACACUGGUGGUUUUGAUGGUCAAUCUGACCUGGGUGUCGAGCUUAGUGCGCUUGAGACUAUUCAAAGUCUACUAGCAUCAAGCGCGCCGCAGCUAGCAGUCAAGUCUUAAUUGUAUUAAUUAUACACUAAUUGUAUAUAAUCUUUAGAUACACUGUAAGUUUGCAGAUCUUAUUGUAUAUAUUCAUUACAUAUGUUCAUAUAAAAUAUCGUUCCAUAUCAUCA